GACACGUCCACAGUGAGCGACCGGAGGCAGAAUGGCCGCCAUGCGAGCAGCCAAGCAGGCUUUAAGGAGGGAAAUCAAGCGGAGGGUUUCAGCGCUGAGUGUGGAGGAGAAGCGGCGCCAGUCUGUGUUGGUGUCCCAGAAGCUGUUCAGACAUCCCAAGUAUGUGUCCUGUAAGCGGAUUGCAGUGUUUCUCAGCAUGGACGAUGAAGUGCGCACUGAGGAAAUCAUCAAAGAUGUGUUUAAAUGUGGCAAAAGCUGCUUCAUUCCCAGAUACGAGAGCAGCAGCAGCCACAUGGACAUGUUGAGGCUCAACAGUCUGCAGGACAUGGAGACGCUGCCUCUGACAUCCUGGAACAUACAGCAGCCAGCUCAAGAUGACACCAGCCGAGAGGAAGCGUUGGCUUCAGGAGGGCUGGACCUGAUCUUGAUGCCAGGCCUGGGGUUUGACCGGGUGGGGAAGCGUCUGGGACGAGGGAAGGGCUUCUAUGACACCUACUUAGAGCGCUGCAUCAGACACCCGAAAGGAAAACCCUACACCAUCGCCUUGGCCUUCAAAGAGCAGCUGUGUCAGGAAAUUCCUGUCGAUGACAAUGAUGUGCUCAUAGAUGAAAUCCUCUAUGAGGAUGAUGAGUAGCUAAUCAGGCACUUGCGCUUGUCGACGGACUCAAAAGUGGCGACAUUUACAUACAAGUGGUUUAACUGGGACUUUCCACUGAACACCAGCAGACUCUUCAACACUGCUCACUGAUUCUUGAGAGUUUGGAUAAAACAGGUCUCAAUUCUGAAAAGAUAAAAAGUUGAUGUAUUGAGAAAUCUAGUUAAAUGUUGAUGGAACAAGGUCUCUGCAAUCAUGCUGCUAUUUCAGGGCAGAAUUUGUACUUUUUGGAUUAAAUUGACUCUGUUUUUAAAUUGACUCAUUUGUGACAAACCACAACAUAAGAAUAAAUAAUGUUGAAAACUCACA
Acanthopagrus latus (yellowfin seabream) is the source of this 964-nucleotide messenger RNA. It is a transcript of the gene mthfs, whose product is annotated as 5,10-methenyltetrahydrofolate synthetase (5-formyltetrahydrofolate cyclo-ligase). NCBI's taxonomy places the organism in Eukaryota, Metazoa, Chordata, Actinopteri, Spariformes, Sparidae. Gene Ontology annotation, molecular function: 5-formyltetrahydrofolate cyclo-ligase activity. The record is from RefSeq and is a predicted model, not a curated record. The transcript is spliced from 3 exons. Gene Ontology annotation, biological process: folic acid-containing compound biosynthetic process; tetrahydrofolate interconversion. Gene Ontology annotation, cellular component: mitochondrion. Bases 32 to 634 code for a protein of 200 amino acids.